Stegastes partitus (bicolor damselfish) is the source of this 675-nucleotide messenger RNA. The record is from RefSeq and is a predicted model, not a curated record. Lineage: Eukaryota; Metazoa; Chordata; Actinopteri; Pomacentridae.
AUGAAGAAGCAAGGAAAAAUCGACGCUGCCAGCAUCCCCCUCUCUUCCCCAACAGGGAGCAGCAGUGUGCAGGUCUACCAUGACUACCAGAAGGUGGGCUUUAAGAUGUUUCCUGGGAACGGCCAUGUUACAGAAAAUGGUUCUCAGGCCAGGAGAGACCAGGUCACAGGUGGUACAGGCAGGAUGUCUAGUGUGGCAGACAUCAUCUCCAACAACCGAGAACAAAAGUACAACAUGAAAGACGAGAGUGUUUUCAGGAACUCCACAUGGAUGAUGGAUUCAAGCAGCCAAGCAUAUUCAGGGACGGAGGACAACUCCACAGACCCACACGAGACCCUGACAGAGACUUCCACUCUGACCUUUGUGGAUGCCCACACCAUGGAUGAAUCAGUGGAGAACCACAGUCUGCACGGGGUGGGGAUGAUUUACCUCAAGGAGUUUGUGCUCAUAGACGACGAUGAUGAUGGAGACAUGUCACUCAGAGAGAAAACUGUAACAGAUUUGUCCGUCAUGGAUGGAAAAGCUGCUGAUCUGGUGUGUGGGAGGCUGCUGUCCACCUCCAGUUGUUCAGUUUCAGAGUGUAAGGAGGAAUCUUCAGCCCCUGAAGUACCUCCACCUGAGGAGGCUGAGACUGCACAUGGAAAGAAACACUGCUGCUUCUGCACCCUUUUAUGA